UAGAAAGAAUGCCUUGUAUUCAGCUGGUAUCCAUGAAAAUGAAGAUGCCCAAGUCAUUUGCUGCUUUUGUUCUCUUCACAAUGUGGCAUCUUAUACCAUCCGGGAGUUCAUCAAGGGCGCAAGCCUGCACAUUUUACAUAAGCAACAAAUGCCCCUUCCCAAUAUGGCCAGCAACGGCUUCAAACACAGGGCAACCAGUGAUUGCAAAGGGCGGAUUCUACCUUCCACCAGGCCAAACCAAAACCAUACAAGCCCCGGGGGCAUGGAGCGGCCGCAUUUGGGCCAGAACCGGCUGCAACUUCAACUCCGACGACACCAAGUCCAGCGGGGAGCCCGCCUGCGAAACGGGUGACUGCCAAGGACAGCUCGAGUGCAACGGGAAAAUCGGGCUUCCCCCUGCCACACUCGUCGAAAUUUCCCUCCAGGCAGACAAGAGCAAGCCAAGCUUCUACGACGUGAGCUUGGUGGACGGCUAUAACCUCCCGGUUUCCGUCUCAACAAAGCCCGCAUCGAAGAAAUGCCAAAUCGGAGGGUGCCAGAAGGACUUGAAAAGCGCGUGUCCGAAGGAACUUCAGAUCUUGAACGAGGAAGGAGAAGUUGUAGCUUGCAAGAGCGCUUGCUUGGCUUUCGACCACGACAAGUUUUGCUGCAGGAAUGAGUAUGGGAGCCCGGAGACGUGCAAGCCGAGCGUGUACUCGAAGAUCUUCAAGGAUGCUUGUCCUUCUUAUUUCAGCUAUGCAUUUGACACACCAACACCGCUGGUGAAUUGCCCUUCUGAUGCGUAUGUGAUAACCUUCUGCCCUUCGAAAUGGGGCAGUGAAAAUACAGAUAUGUAGAGUUAGAAGCUUUGAAAUUGGCCCUUAUUUACAGUUAAAAGUGGGGUCGUGAUUGAUAUAGCCGUGCUAGCUUCCGGAAGGUUUGGAUUGCAUAGUCGGAUCUAUAUAAUGGUUUGACUGUAGGACUAUUCCUCCGUUACCCAAAAAGAAAGAAAGUAUGAAUUUGCUAUUGACUAACCAUUUUAUUGUCAACUUGAUGACAUCAAAUGGUAUGAUUUGUAUGAUUUGUGUAUUGAAAUUCGAGUAACACAAGUAGAAAGGA
This is a messenger RNA of Rhododendron vialii, 1098 nucleotides long. RefSeq names its product pathogenesis-related thaumatin-like protein 3.5. The transcript is spliced from 3 exons. The record is from RefSeq and is a predicted model, not a curated record. Gene Ontology annotation, biological process: defense response. The coding region runs from base 9 to 836 and encodes 275 amino acids. Gene Ontology annotation, cellular component: extracellular region. NCBI's taxonomy places the organism in Eukaryota, Viridiplantae, Streptophyta, Magnoliopsida, Ericales, Ericaceae.